GAUGUAGAGAGAAUGCCAAUCAGGAGCUCCUGCUGAGCGGAGAAACCCGACGGCUGUGCCACUGCGCGCUUCAAAUCUCUGCCACGGUUCACACGAAACACAGCGAAAUAUCUUUUGGCGCUCCAUGUUUGCAGUUUAAAAACUAAAACAGCACAAACACGUGAGCUGUCAAGAAGAUGGAGCGCGCUGGGAGUCUCCAACCACUCUAAACCGCCAGACAACAACAAAACAAAUCCUUCCUUAUCCGAAGGCAGAGCCAUGCUUCCUCAGGAUGUCGGGAAACAGAAGCCACGCCGUGUGUCAGAGCCGGUGUGCGGGGUAGACAGUCCCCCGGCCCCAAUUCGGCGAUUGAAGAACCGGGAUUUCCCCCUGAGCGUGAAGCGCCGUCGGUCCGGCUCCGCACCUGAGCGCAAGGUAAACUGCGUCCUGGUUGGAGACGGAGCGGUGGGCAAGACCAGCCUCAUCGUCAGCUACACCACCAACGGAUACCCGACAGAAUAUGUUCCAACAGCGUUUGACAACUUUACCGUGAUGGUUGUGGUUGACGGGAAACCAGUGAGACUGCAGCUUUGUGACAUGGCUGGACAGAAAUGGGGGCUGGUUGACGGAUCAAUCAAUGACGAGCUGGAGUGCCUCCGCCCUCUGUGCUACAAGAACGCCGAUGUCUUCCUCCUCUGCUACAGCAUUGUGCGUCCCUGCUCUUUCCGCAACCUGAUCGACAAGUGGGUUCCGGAGAUCCGUCAGCACUGUCCCGGCACACCCCUUGUUCUUGUUGGCACCCAGCUGGACCUGAGGGAGGACGUCCAGGUGCUGAUUCACCUGGCACAGAACCACGAGCAGCCGGUGUGCACCGAGGAGGGCCAGCAGCUCGCUCAGGAGCUCGGGGUGGUGAGCUUUGCCGAGUGCUCGGCACUGACCCAGAAGAACCUGAAGGAUGCUUUUGAUUCAGCUAUCUUGGCCAGCAUCCAGCAGACAGACAGUUGUAGCGUCCAGCAGCAGAGGCUGACUCUGAGGAGGAAGACCCCUGAUAAGAUCAAGAGCCUCUCGGAGACCUGGUGGAGGAAGAUCAACUGUCUGAUGGGAGAGCAGAGCUGUGACUUCAAGUGAACAGCUGCAUAGUUACAAACCUGGGUCAGAUCACGUUUGCAGAUACUUGUUAGAUCUAGUUUGUUUCAGCCUGCUGGCAGAAGGUGCCAGAUGGGUGGGGAUUAUCACCACUAGGUGACUCACAAGGUGCCAGUUCAAAUCCUCACGCUGGCAGGGAAAGGACUGAUGGAGGAGAACUACAGAGCCUGUGCAAACAGCUGUAAAAUGUCUUCUGAGGCUUCACAGAAGCUUUUGAAAGACUAACAGCUGCUCACUUCUGCAAGACUUUAAAUGCACAGCAGAAAGUCUUGGUUACAAACUAGGAGUAUAGAGCAGGGAGGCAGGGAGGGUCUGAGGAGAGAUACUACUGGCUACUAUUUUAGGUGUAGCAUCCAGAGAUUUUUUAGCCUAACUGAUGAGAAAAAAAGUCAGGAUGUCUCACCCUCUAUGGCUUUGAUAUUUAGUAUGCUCUUUUUCUAUAACAAGUCCUUGAACUUUAAAGCCCAGUGUAGGAUUUAGGGGGAUAUAUUGGCAGUAAUAGAAUUUAAUAUAACAAGUAUGUUUUCUUUAGUGUUUAAUCACCUGAAAAUAAGAAUUGUUGUGUUUUCAUCAUUAGAAUGAGCUGUAGCCUCAUCUACAUUGCAAUGUUGCAUCACAAUGUUUCUACAGUAGCCCAGCAUGGACAAACCAAACACUGGCUCCAAAUAGGGCCAUUCACGUUUUAGCAUCUAUGACUAGAGUGUCGGGAAACAACAGUUCUUUUAAAUGUAAAACUGGUGGUGGUGCAGUGGUUAGCAUUGUCGCCUCACAGCAAGAGGGUCCCUGGUUCAAACCUGGGGCAGGGGAGGCCUUCUAUGCAGAGACUCCAUGUUCUCCCUGUGUCAGCGUGGGUUUCCUCUAGGUGCUCCAGCUUCCUCCCACAGUCCAAAGACAUGCAGGUUAAUUGGUGACUCUAAAUUGUCCGUAGGUGUGAAUGUGAGUGUGAAUGGUUGUCUGUCUCUCUGUGUCAGCCCUGUGGUAGUCUGGCGACCUGUCCAGGGUGAACCCUGCCUCUCGCCCAGUGUCAGCUGGGAUAGGCUCCAGCCUUUUUACUGGUCACCUGGUCCGUUUGUGGAGAGGAGGAGACCUUGGUGGAUAAUUUGGCUCCUCCUGAAUGUCUGGAAGUUAUCAGAGAAAAAAUGUGAGCAGGUGCUAGGCUAUCGACCCGGCCCAAACAGUGUCAGAUAAACACUGACUUGUAACAUGAAACUGCUUUAUUCAGUGUUUUUACUGAUGUAAAUCACCUGGUCCAUUUGUUUUGGAGAGAAAGAAACCUCUGUGGAAAAUUUGGCUCCUGGUAAAAACCUCCUGAACAAUGAACACUGAAGAAAACCGAACCGAGAGAAGUUUGAGCUAGUUGCAAUCUGCUCUGACUAGUACAAGUACAUCAGUGCAGUACUCUAAACCAUCAACUGCACUGUUUGAUACUGUGGCUGUUCUGGUCUGCAGGUUCAGAUGAGUCCAGUACAAAGAAAAGUUUGAGUAUAAAAAGCUUCUGAGAUGAAACCAGAGUGGGACAAGGAUUUAGGCCGAAAACAGGGUUUACUGUGUUUGCUAUCUGACCUGAUUCUUUCCAAAUUUGUGCCGAUGUGCAUAACCCCACCCGUCUGAGGCUCACAGGAGGUUAAAACAAACCCCACAAAUGUUAUCAGACCCAGGUUUGGUUUGAAGCAAUGAGUCUGAUUGUCCAACAUGCUGAUGGAGAUCUCAACUUUUGUUCUGUUUCUCUUUUUGUGACUCAUUGUGUUGUCAUGUUACACCGCAACAUUACUCGUUCUUUGUUUUUACUGUUAGUUUGUAGCUAAUUUAUUAUUUCUAUAUUUAUUUGUGGUUAUUUUUAUUGCCAUUACUGAUCAUGGAAUAUGCUCAGAAGCCUUGAUUAAAGUGUAU
This is a messenger RNA of Epinephelus moara (kelp grouper), 3015 nucleotides long. RefSeq names its product rho-related GTP-binding protein RhoU-like. The coding region runs from base 259 to 1107 and encodes 282 amino acids. Gene Ontology annotation, molecular function: GTP binding; GTPase activity. Lineage: Eukaryota; Metazoa; Chordata; Actinopteri; Perciformes; Serranidae. The transcript has 4 exons. The record is from RefSeq and is a predicted model, not a curated record. Gene Ontology annotation, biological process: small GTPase-mediated signal transduction.